This is a messenger RNA of Anneissia japonica, 1782 nucleotides long. RefSeq lists its product as uncharacterized. The coding region runs from base 71 to 1342 and encodes 423 amino acids. The transcript has 3 exons. Gene Ontology annotation, molecular function: DNA binding. The record is from RefSeq and is a predicted model, not a curated record. NCBI's taxonomy places the organism in Eukaryota, Metazoa, Echinodermata, Crinoidea, Comatulida, Comatulidae.
UCUAGCGUGUCAACAAAUUAUAAAACGGAAAAUCAUUAAAACAACACAUCGAUCGGUCGUGUCCUGCGAAAUGGCUUGUGUAAAAGGUGAACAAAGUAGGUUUAAUUUCAUGGGUGAGGAUGAGUUUAAAGAUUUCAUUGACACUUUGGAUGACCAGAAAACAAUAGAGACAGACAGAUUUGGUGUUGGAGUUUUUGAAACAUAUUUAGAGUCUGAAGAAAUUGGGCCCAGCCUUGAAACAGCUUUGGCAGACGACACGACUGUAGGCCUAGGCCUCCUAGAUGAGAUAAUUGCGAGAUUUUUCCCUGCUGCACGGACUAGAAGAGGCGAAUAUUAUUCGAAAAACUCUUUGACAAUUAUCAGGUUUUCUUUAGCUAGAUAUUUUAUGAAGCUGAAAAACGUUGAUAUUACCGACUCUUUACAGUUUCCGUUAUCAUGCAAAUCUUUCAAGGCCUCUGUAAAUCAACUUAAACAAGAAGGCAAAGGUGAAACGAAACAUCAUAUUCCAAUUUCCGAUGAAGACAUGACAAAAAUUCAAGCUUCUUUGGACGUGAACACUAGCGUUGGCCUUCAAAGAAAAGUGUUUAUUGAUGUAAUGAUGUACUUUGGUAACCGAGGUCGGGAAGAUUUAAGAUUAAUGAAACCAUCAAAUUUUAUAUUUCAUGAAAGUGAUGAUGGACGUCAAUAUGUUGAACUUUGCGAUACAAAAACUAAAAACAAUAAGGGUAAUAAUUCACGCAGCCAAGUAAGUCAGAUGUUUGAAAAGCCAGGCCAUGCCAGAUGCCCAGUGAAAACUUUGAAGAAAUACCUGUCUAAGUUAAACCCUGAGAGAGGAGAUGUGUUGUUUCAAAGACCCAAAACAAAGUAUCUUCAACAGUCUCCGACAUGGUACGAUGGUGUUUUGGGAAAAUCUACUCUAGGCACACUAAUGAAGGUCAUCAGUGAAGAAGUAGGUUGCGAGACAAUUUACACCAAUCAUUGUCUGCGUGUGACACCAAUCGCUAAGCUUGGAUAUUCCAAUAUAAUGACUAUCAGUAAUUCAGAUGAAAACGCUAUCAAGCAGUGUGCAAGAUCAUCAAAUGAAAGACGGAGCAUGUUAGACGUACCUAGUGAUGUGAUGAGACAUACGCACACAAGUAGUAAUAGCUGCACAGAAAAAAGAAAUAUUGCAGAAGAGGAUGAACAUAGAGUGACAACGACCAUUAGAACGUUGGACCAGGACGAAGAAGGUUUUUUUGGGGCAACAGUGAGUGCAAAACUGAGAACAUUUCCCCCUCGAAAAAAGGCCAAGGCACAAAUGAAAAUUAUGGAGGCGUUGUUUGAAAUUGAAUUGGAAGAUUAAGACAGAGCGUGAUGGGGUAUGCUGGUCACUAGGAUCUUAGUGGAGUAACGUCCCUACCCUAAAAUGCAUAGUUUUAAGGUCUGGGGUGGCUACAGUGGGUGGGCCAGCUGUGCCCAGGCCCAGCUGCCUUGCCAGCUAUCAGGGAAUCGUGGUAAAGUAUAAUCUUGGAAAAAUGAAUUAAAAACAUCUUUUCAAAUAGAGACAGAUACUUUGCUGAUGUGGGCAUGGCCUAUCCGACAGGGAACAAUGGGCUACCUGUUAGAGAAAUGCUGGCCCCAUCCCUCAUUUAUUUAGUUAUUGUUAUAAUACAAGUCUGUAAUUAGUUGAUGUUGCUUUUAUAAUAUGUAUUUUCUUAAGGCUUGGAACUAUCAUAAUUAAUUGAGCAUGAGGGCCAAUUAUAAGAUUACUUUUUGAAAUAAAAGAUGAAAAAUCAGCAAAAA